Molecule: messenger RNA, 894 nt
Organism: Guyanagaster necrorhizus
Lineage: Eukaryota; Fungi; Basidiomycota; Agaricomycetes; Agaricales; Physalacriaceae
Exons: 15
Coding region: 1-894 (297 amino acids)
Source: RefSeq, a predicted model, not a curated record
AUGUCCGGUCUAGACGCUGUCUAUGCCCGCUUCAAAACCGAACAACCAUUUAUUCCAUUAGAAGUUCUCAAGGGGGAUUUAGAACUUGGAUCUAUUGUUUUUGGUUUCUUUAUUGGCUUUCUUUUGUUCACCGUAUGGGCUGGCUAUCGAGAGACUAUACGAGCUCGACGAUUUACAGCAUACGUUUUCAUGAUAUGGCUCGAGAUUGCAGCAAAUAUUACAUUUGCAAAUGUUCUAAGGGCUGCUGUCGGGACCGUCUUGUUAUUGAUAACUGUAUCAUCAGCGUGCAUUUGGAUUCCAGCACAGUUGCAAAUUAACGCAAAAUAUAUCAGGGUGAACAGUUGGUGGGAUCGAGUCGAAAAAAGUUUGUAUUUCUGUCUGGACUUGGCUUUGAACGUCAUUUUUGUCCGGACAGUCAAAAGGCGAUUGGUUGACCGUGGUUUGAGGAAAUACGAUCACAUCUUGCUCUUUAACAUACGCAUCAUCAGCGUCUCUAUUGCAAUGGACGUCCUCCUAAUCAGUAUGACAGCUCUACGAAAUCCAUUCGUUUACACCCAGUUCCACCCCGUCACAUAUAUCAUCAAGCUGAGAAUUGAGAUGGUUAUGUCUCGGCUCAUCGUGAGAGUCGCCCAAUCCACCGGCAUUCAGUUAUAUGACAGAAACACUGAAAUUUCUUCGGGAACAUUCAGCACUAUGCGUACCCAACCUCCUGUGGCGGUCCACGUCGAUACACACGUUUUUACCCAUUCGGAGGCUGGGCCUGAAGUUGAUGAUGUGGACGAGGUGCAACCAAAGCGGAGAAGGAAGUCUCUCAUGUCUACCUCUUCUUUAGGACUUGAUGACAAGCCCGUCAUCGAUGCUGGCUGCGCCAGCACUGUAGUCGAGCUGAAGUGA